This is a messenger RNA of Cannabis sativa, 1307 nucleotides long. RefSeq lists its product as uncharacterized. The record is from RefSeq and is a predicted model, not a curated record. NCBI's taxonomy places the organism in Eukaryota, Viridiplantae, Streptophyta, Magnoliopsida, Rosales, Cannabaceae. The coding region runs from base 40 to 768 and encodes 242 amino acids. The transcript has 3 exons.
GCCUUAGUUUGAGGUUUUGAUGAGAUGAGAUGAGAUAUAAUGGCAAACACAAUAAGAUCAUUAUUAGUGGUAGUGGUGGGGGUGGUGGCAGCGGCGGUGUUUAUGGGUCGUUGCUCCGCCGAGAGGAGGGCCGACGAGAUCCUGCAGCAACUGCAUCAUGAGGACCAACAACAGGCCAAAUCAAUAUCCUAUGUUGGCACAGGAAAAUCUGAAAAUAAGAUUAUAAAAAAUGACUGGGGAGAAGCUUCUAGGGCAACGGAUGCACUCAAAUCUGCUUCAUCUGACAAGAGCGAAAAUGGUGAGGGAGCUGAUUGGACUUAUGAUGAUGCCAGACAUAAAAUGUUUGAAGCCUUAGAAUUUGGCAUAGAAAGUGCAAGAAAUGCUUAUAAACAAGCUAAGAAGAGUAUUGUUAGUAAUUACUUGGUAGUUACCAAUAACAACAACAAUAAUAAUAAUAAUAAUGAAGUUUUGGACAAAGCCUAUAAUGCUAAAGAGUUAAAUAUUAUUGGCCCCCAUGAUCAUGAUGAGGAAGUAAUUAAUAUUGAUGAGGAUCAUCAUGAUCAAAGUUAUUAUAAUAAUAAUAAGAAUGAAAAAGAGAAAGCAAGAUUGAAUUAUGAUGAAGCUAAAGAAAAUGAGAAAGAUUGUUAUAGGUUAGCCAAAGAGAAAAUGACCGAAGAGGCUAAGGAUAAGUAUGAGGCUGCCAAAGAGAAAACUUCACAAGCUACUGCUGAUCUUGGGGAACCACUAAGGAAGAGAGUAGAGCUCUAAAUUCAUUUUCUGUGAGUUUUAUAAUUAAUUAUAUAGUUUUUUUUUUCUUUUUUUGUUUAUAAUAUAUAUAAAUCUUUCCUCCUUGCUUUGCAUGUUCCUUUUUUUUUUCUUCAUCUCUCUUUGACUGAUUAUCUCAUGAGAUUUGAACCCCUUUAAUAUAAUAUACAGAGAGAACUUAUUACUAGGAUCUUAAAUAAAUAUAUAUAUAUAUGUAGAGAAUAUUUAUAAUCUGGUCACAUCUGGUAUAUAAUUUAAUAACUUUGUGCGGAUUUCAUAUAUAGAAAUAUAAAUAUCUUUCCUCCUUGCUUUGCAUGUAUAUAGUAAAUACAGUUAUAUGUUUUUUUUUUCUUUCAUCUUUAUUUGAUUAAUUAUCUCAUGAGAUUUGAACCCCUAUAACAUAACAUAUAAGUAGAACUUACUAGGAUCUUAUAUAAAUAUAUAUGUGGAGAAUCGGACGUGGCCAUGGUGUAAGUAAUUUAAUAUAGGAUUUUAUAAGUUAUAACAAUGCUCUCUCUCUCUCUCUAUAUAUAUAUAUAAAU